Molecule: messenger RNA, 1577 nt
Organism: Saprolegnia parasitica CBS 223.65
Lineage: Eukaryota; Oomycota; Saprolegniomycetes; Saprolegniales; Saprolegniaceae
Exons: 5
Biological process (GO): protein localization to ciliary inversin compartment
Cellular component (GO): ciliary inversin compartment
Molecular function (GO): protein binding
Source: RefSeq, a predicted model, not a curated record
AUCGCAGGUGCGGAUGUGAGCAUCUUGGACGGUCAUGGCCAAACAGCGUGGCGGGUUGCACUUUCUUGUGGUCACGAUGCCGUCGCCAGCGAGAUCCGGAAGCGCUGGAGUCUCACGGAUGAGCACGAAGACACGGACACAAUAGACGAUCUCAACGAUGAUGAGGCUGCGCUGACGCCAGCGCAGCGCGUCGCUGCAGCUCUGGAGGGUCCGCUACGCAACCUCGAGCAUCUUCUGGAAAUGGGCAUUGACAUCAACGAGCGCGACGCGAGCGAUGGGCGCACGAUGCUCAUGAAAGCAUCAAUGAAAGGGUUCACAACGGUGGUUCGGUUUUGCCUCCAACGCGGCGCGACCAUCGACGAGAUCGACAACACGGGGCGAACAGCGCUCCUCCACAGUGCCCCUCACAGUGACGUAGCUCUAUACCUUCUUUCUCACGGUGCAAACAUCCUGCACCAAGACGAUGGAGGUCGCACUGUCCUGCACGAAGCCGCUAGUCAUGGCUAUACCUUCAGCGAGAUCAUGGCCGUGCGCAAUAUCCAUGUCGACAUCAAGGACAAUGCGGGGUUGACACCACUGCACGAUGCUGCCAAGGUCGGCAGUGCCGUGGGGGCCAAGAAGCUGCUGAAUCUUGGCGCGCGUGUGAGCUGCGUUGACUUGGACGACCAAACACCGAUUCACUACGCCGCUAUGCACCCAUCACCCGCGGUGCUUCGAGUCCUCUUGCGAGCAGAGGCACGCGCAGCUUUUCUUCGAGACCAACGCGGGCGCUCGGCGGUGUUUGUUGCUAUCGAGCGCGGUCACAUUGCAUGCGUCGAAAUGCUUCGAGCGUUUGGCGUCACGCUCGACGAGACGGAUCCACAGAACGCGACUUUGCUCCAUGCCGCGAUUGCGUCGCAACAAGACGUCUCUGUGGACUAUCUCUUGGCGCAAGUUCCAGUCAUUGAGUGCACGGAGCCACUAAAGGGUUCCCUUGACACGCCACUGCACUUGGCGUGUCGAAUGGGAUACGUCUACGCAGUCGACAAACUCCUGAGUUCUGCCGCGGAUCCCCUUUCCACACGGCUAAAUGCUGUUGGCGACUCACCGCUCCAGACAGCUACCCGAUGCGGUCGUGUCGAUGUCAUAUCCACCUUUAUAUCACACGGCUUCGACUUGACGGUGACAGACCGUGAGACGGGUGCUUCGCUCCUACACGUCGCGGCCGAGAUCGACACGGAGACUUUGGACCCGACUCUUGUGCCUCUGUUGGUCCACGCAGGAGUCUCGCUGACACUUUUUGACAAGAAAGGGUGGCAGCCACUACAUAUCGCAGCCGCGCGCGCCAAAGGUGCGGGCGUUGUUCAAGCGCUUAUCGCGGCCGGUGCUCCCGCCAACGGCGCCGCCAAGAAUAACAUGACGCCGUACCAUUGCGCAGCCCAAAUGGGUUUGUGCUUUCCUCAUGCCACCACUCGACCUUACCCAAAAUUCUAGGCAUUGGAGAAAUCAUCGCGAUAUUCAAGGCGAAUGGUGUGUCAUAGUUGCGAGCCAACGAGUCACGCCACGCGAGUAAUAUAACUUAGCCAAAAGGACUAGUG